Messenger RNA from Acaulospora morrowiae, 1127 nucleotides. The record is from the annotation of a GenBank genome assembly. NCBI's taxonomy places the organism in Eukaryota, Fungi, Glomeromycota, Glomeromycetes, Diversisporales, Acaulosporaceae.
ACGUUCUACAAACAAGUAACACUAAAGUAUCGUCCCUAAUUAAAUCACCUGAACAUGGUGGCUGGUUCGGAAAUAAAGUUAGAGGCUGGCUUAGUUCUCUGACAAAGUGGGCAAUUUUGGUUUCCAUAAACCUUUAUAACAAAUGCAAUAAAAAAGAUGGAACAAAUAAUAUUUACUCGUCGCAAGAACUUAUGAGCGAAAUUUCUAAAAAGUUGGGUUUAAAAGACGAAAUCAAAUCCAUAAGUCAAAAAAACGAACAAUCGGCCAAGACAAUUUGUGAAUUACGUGAAAAAUUAAAACAAUCCAGCAGUAAAGCCUCUCGUUUACAGGCUACUCUUGGAAACUUUACGAAUACCUCUUGGGGAGACGACACACACUACAGCACCGACCAAAUUUCAAAGGAUAUUAGCAAAUUACAAAAUGAUGUCUACGAAUUUACUCAAGUCGAUAGUACAGAUAAGAUAAACAAAGAUGCCGUUCACAAAUUCUUGUCUAAGCGUGGAUGUGAAGUUAUCUACGAAAACGCUACCGAGGAAGAUUUCAGGUCUUUAUUAAGCUCUAUUCUUCAACGAAUUUCACUUGAAAUCAUCUUUAAUGCCGAAAAACAUUUAAAAAAGAUGAAAUGUAGUGAGCGCGGAAUAGUAAACUACACUGAUGAUUUGAUUGGAUGUAUAACCGAUCUUUUCGAAACAAAUGACAAUAAACUCAUUACCAACGUCUACUUGAUAAAAAUACGGCAACUAAGUUAUGCAGCAUUGGUGACUCUGGGUUUUUCCAAACCUAAUCAUCCUUUCAUUGAGAGACUUACCAGGAUUCUCAUCGAUGAAAUGAAUAAAUAUCGUGAAGUAUCUGAAGAGAAAAGGAAAGCAGACUUACAAUCUGAAGCACACAACUUAAUCCGUUCUGGUAUUAGACUUCUGUUUUCAUUAAGUGCACAAGAGUCAAUACCGAAAAUUCAAUGGUAUAAAUACGGAGAUCAAGUAGUAGCUCAUUUAAUGGAUGGUCCGUGGAACAAGAAUAAGAUAAAUGACUUAAUGGUAAAGUGGUGCGACUUCCCUACAAUAAUUAUAAACGAUGAUCAGUUGCUCAGCAAAGCAAAUAUUUUAGUAUGUAAAAAGAAAGGUUAA